AUGGCGGAGCAAAGAGAAGGAUGCUAUCCUCGAGUGAAUGGAGAAAUGAUUCAAUCUCAGCAAUACAAUGGAGCCAUUGUCAGCAUUGUUGGCAAACUUGUCACCGUGGACACAUUGCAAGCAUCUGAUGGCACGACUGUUUCCGUCGACACAUCUCAAAUCGAAGGAGGUCUAAUUAAUAACCCUGACAUGGUGGUUGAAAUGAUCGGCCAAGUCGCUGACGCGACUAAUGUUACAGGAUUCGUCGUGCGAGAGCUUUCCGUGGACACAGACUUGGAUUUGUACAACCAAUUUCUUGCGCUUCAACAUUCUCCGACGUACUCGCAAUACUUUCCACAGACGGUAGUAGGUAUUUCGAGCAGCUGA
This is a messenger RNA of Cylindrotheca closterium, 366 nucleotides long. The record is from the annotation of a GenBank genome assembly. Lineage: Eukaryota; Bacillariophyta; Bacillariophyceae; Bacillariales; Bacillariaceae.